AUGGCGCUUGUGACCCAAUCCGGUGGUGCACCUUCUUCCCCUGCCACCCACCAAGACUUCACCCUCAACUCGACGGUAGUUUAUAUCCUUCCCCAGGUGCCCCUCCAAACCGCCCAGAGCCCAGCCAACUCCCCACACACCACGACAAACAGUCCCCCAUUCAGGGCCCAGAAAAUGGCAUCAGCGCAUAUUGACGAUGAAGAUCUAACAUUCACCUGCUGCGCGCCCCUUCGGACGUCAGAGUUCCUGAAGCCGAUUGAAGUCGGCGAGAUCGGCGGCUCAGGCCACGCCGGGAAAUCCACGUUCCUCGCAUGGCCCAUCUUCGGCCCGUUGCUCUUCCAGAAUGAGACGAGCGAUGCGCGAGACCACUGCGCGAAUGAGAGGACAUUCCUCUCGUACCUACGCCUCUCGGUGUACAUGUCCAUCGUCUCCGUCGCUAUAGUCCUCUCUUUCCAUCUCAAGAGCGAACCGAGCCAAUUGGAGCUGCGGAUGGCCAAACCUUUGGGCAUCGUAUUCUGGUGUCUAGCUGUCUCGUGUCUGUGCCUCGGCUUGGGGAACUACAUCAAAUCGGUAAACAAGUACAGCCGGAAAGCGGCCAUUGUACAAACUGGUUGGAGGACGCAGCUCGUUCUCUCAAUUGUAGCCCUGAGCAUCAUCGGAACCUGCGUGGUCCUCCUGGUCAUCACCAAGAUCGCAAGCAACGACGACUCAGAUACUUCCAAGUCCGGCGUCGCGGCAGCACAUGUCUUAUGA
Colletotrichum truncatum is the source of this 753-nucleotide messenger RNA. RefSeq names its product DUF202 domain-containing protein. NCBI's taxonomy places the organism in Eukaryota, Fungi, Ascomycota, Sordariomycetes, Glomerellales, Glomerellaceae. The record is from RefSeq and is a predicted model, not a curated record.